Messenger RNA from Lindgomyces ingoldianus, 798 nucleotides. RefSeq names its product Bet v1-like protein. Bases 90 to 548 code for a protein of 152 amino acids. Lineage: Eukaryota; Fungi; Ascomycota; Dothideomycetes; Pleosporales; Lindgomycetaceae. The transcript has 3 exons. The record is from RefSeq and is a predicted model, not a curated record.
CAGGCUUCCAGGCUUCUCUCUUGCCAUCAUCCUAAACUUCAUUUAAAAAGUUUUGCCAAAUUGACCACUGAAACGCCGAACAAACCAAAAUGCCCUCUGGAAUCCCUACCUCAACGUCGGUAUCCGAGUCUGCCGUCAUCGAAGCUCACCUGAGCGACGUCUGGCACCUCAUCAAGCUUCAAGACUUUGCCAAAUUCUGGUCGAAGCUGAAGACAAGCGAGUGGGUGAAAGGAACCUCACCGGAGACUGACAUUGUCAAAUGGACAUUCAAGGACGGCACCGUGCUGGAUGUCAAGCAGGAAGAACAUUCCACCAUCGAACAUUACAUUACAUACAGCGUCAUAUCCUCUCAUCCGGCCGUCACUUACAGCUCCGUUAUGAGCACGGUUAGAUGCUUCCCGGUCACCUCGGGCAAGCAUGAGGGCCAUACUUAUGUGACUUGGACGGGUAAUUUCUCCAGCGAUGCUGACGCCGGAGUCAUCGAGGAUGCGAAGUUCAAGCGUCGCGAGGCUCUCGCAGACCUCGCUCAAGCAGUCUACAAAAAGUAGUGACUGGAUCGAGGAGAAAGUGGGGAUAGGAUUGCAACAUGCAAGUGAAUGAAGUUGGAGGGAAUAAAGCGGGAUUUGGCGCGAAUCAGAUGAACAGAACUUAUGAAAGGGAAUGAAUAGGGCGACAGGGGUUUCAGCAGCAGAAGGAGGGCCGAAUCAACACUCUCAAUGUAUGUGUAACGACUGUAACACUAUUCAACAGCUAUAUUAGCAUUGGGCAAUGCUAAGGAGACGGCCCAGCUCUCUUGUG